Messenger RNA from Anarrhichthys ocellatus (wolf-eel), 4564 nucleotides. RefSeq names its product solute carrier family 12 member 3-like. Gene Ontology annotation, molecular function: sodium:potassium:chloride symporter activity. Bases 1 to 2913 code for a protein of 970 amino acids. NCBI's taxonomy places the organism in Eukaryota, Metazoa, Chordata, Actinopteri, Perciformes, Anarhichadidae. The record is from RefSeq and is a predicted model, not a curated record. The transcript is spliced from 26 exons. Gene Ontology annotation, biological process: chloride transmembrane transport; sodium ion transmembrane transport; potassium ion homeostasis. Gene Ontology annotation, cellular component: apical plasma membrane.
AUGGAGCUGCGGCGAUCUUCCGUCUACAGCACGAUAGACCUGGUGCCACAGCUGGAGCAUUAUGCCAGCACACUGCCAAACCGCCAGUCCAGGAGCCGUCCAUCUCUUGAGGUUCUCCGCAGGUCAUUUGAGGAGUCGGAGGCGGAUAUCGAGGUCCCCAAUACAGACUCAGGAGUUGGCAGUGCUCCAGACGGAGGGAAUGAAGAAUCACCAGCUAAGGGGAAAGGUCCUGUUAGAUUUGGCUGGGUGACUGGAGUCAUGGUUCGUUGCAUGCUGAAUAUUUGGGGAGUCAUCCUGUUCCUCCGCCUCUCGUGGAUCACAUCUCGGGCCGGCAUUUUGUUGACCUGGCUUAUUGUCCUGAUGUCUGUGAUGGUGACCUCAGUAACUGCCCUCUCCAUCUCUGCCAUCGCCACCAACGGGAGGGUGACCUCAGGUGGGGCGUAUUUCAUGAUCUCCCGCUCUCUGGGCCCUGAAAUUGGAGGUCCAAUUGGGGUUGUGUUUUCCUUCGCCAACGCCCUGGCCUGUGCACUCAACACCGUUGGCUUUGCAGAGGUGGUCCGUGAUUUAAUGCAGGAGUUUGGUGUUGUCAUGGUCGAUUCGAUCAAUGACGUGCGCAUUGUGGGCGUGAUCACGGUGACUGUUCUUCUGCUCGUUUCAUUGGCUGGAAUGGAAUGGGAGUCCAAGGCUCAGAUUUUGUUCUUUAUAGUUAUCUUGGUUUCAUUUGGCAACUUCUUGGUGGGCACAUUCUUACCCGCCACUCAAGAGAAACAAGCCCAGGGCAUCUUUGGAUACCGUAGUGAUAUCCUCAUAUCGAACCUGAUGCCAGACUGGAGAAGACCUGAGGACGACUUUUUCCAGAUGUUUGCCAUUUUCUUCCCGUCUGCCAUUGGCAUCCUGUCUGGGGCCAACAUCUCUGGAGACCUCAAAGACCCUGCUACUGCUAUCCCCAAAGGCACCCUCAUGGCCAUUUUCUGGACUACAAUCAGCUAUAUAAUUAUCCCUGUAACUGUUGGGUCAUGUGUGUUGCGGGACGCCUCCGGGAACAUGAGUGACAUUCUGCCUGGAAACAUCACCGACGGCUGCGUGGGUCUGGGAUGUAACCUGGGCUGGAACUUCACAAAGUGCAUCCAGUCGCAGUCUUGUGAAUACGGUCUGGCCAACAAUACAAAGGUACUGGGCCAAGUUUCAGGUUUCUCCUACCUCAUCACUGCCGGUGUCUUUGCAGCCAGCUUGUCGUCUGCCCUCGGCUUCCUCGUCUCCGCCCCUAAAGUCUUUCAGUGUCUAUGCAGAGACGAGAUCUACCCGUACAUUGGAUUCUUUGCAAAGGGUUAUGGGAAAAAUGAGGAGCCCCUCCGGGCCUAUGUACUCUGCUACCUCGUCGCUGUGGCUUUCGUUCUCAUUGCUGAGCUGAACACCAUCGCGGCCUUGAUCUCCAACUUCUUCCUGUGUUCCUACAGCCUCAUCAACUUCAGCUGCUUUUACGCUUCAAUCACCAACUCCCCCGGUUGGAGGCCGUCGUUUCACUACUACAGUAAGUGGACAGCUUUGUUUGGAGCUGUGGUCUCUGUGGUGCUGAUGAUCAUGUUCACCUGGUGGGCGGCGCUCACCACCUUCGGCAUCAUCUUCUUGCUCUUUGGAUACGUCAACUACAAAAAGCCCCAGGUGAACUGGGGUUCGUCAGUGCAGGCCGGUACAUACAACAUGGCUUUGUCGUACUCCGUUUCUUUGUCUGGUGUCGAGGAUCACGUCAAGAAUUUUAGACCACAAUGCCUCGUCCUGACUGGGCCACCAAACCAGCGACCGGCACUGGUGGACUUCGUCGGCUCCUUCACCAAACACAUAAGCCUCAUGAUCUGUGGAGACAUAAUCAUGGAGCACGACAGGCAGACUCGGCCGCAGGACGCCACAGAUUUGUUGGUGAAGUGGAUGAACAGGAGGAAGGUGCGCUCCUUUUACACUCCGUUCACUGCCGACAGCCUCAGAGUUGGAGCCCGACACUUGCUACAGGCUUCUGGUCUUGGCAAGCUGAAGCCCAAUACUCUGGUCCUGGGCUUCAAGGCAAACUGGAGGGACAGUUCACCUCAAAGUAUUGAAGAUUAUAUCAACACUAUAUACGAUACCUUUGACGCCAACUACUGUUUGUGUAUCUUGAGGAUGAUGGACGGGCUGGAUGUCUCUGACCAGUUAGAUUUUGAAGUGAACCAGGGCUUUGAGCCGGAUGAAUCUGUUGAAAAUGACGACCAGCAAUCUCCUGGGAGGGAAUCGGCGGACGACAUCUCCGAUGGAGGCGACAGUGAUCAGAACAAGACGGUGUUUCAGAACGACCAGAGGAAGAAGACCAUCGACGUCUACUGGAUAGCUGAUGACGGAGGUCUGACUCUGCUGGUUCCUUACCUGCUCACCAGGAGGAAACGCUGGCACCGCAGUAAGAUCAGGGUCUUCAUCGUAGGAGAUGAGCAAAACAUGGAGGAAGGCCGCAACGAGAUGAUCGCUCUGCUGAAGAGGUUUCGCUUGGAUUUUAACAACGUCACAGUCAUGACGGACAGUGAGAGGCAUCCAAACGCCAAAAACCUCGGUAGGUUUGUGGACAGUGUCGCCCCCUUCAGGCUACACGAUGAACAGCAGGAAGGCGUCUCAGUUCAGGAACUGAGACAAAGUGCCCCAUGGAAAAUAUCGGACAAAGAGUUUGAGGCCUUCAAACUUAAGUCUAAGAGAAAAGUGAGGCUGAAUGAGAUCAUCCGGAGGAAUUCUCAACAUGCUGCUCUCGUGCUUGUGAGCCUUCCUGUGCCACACAGAGACUGCACCAGUGCUCUGUACAUGGCCUGGCUGGAUACUCUGACCUGUGGCCUCCACUGCCCCGCGGUGUUGAUACGAGGAAACCAGCAGAACGUGCUCACUUUCUACUGCCAAUGAAUCCGGAUUUUAUUAAGGGAUGGACACUAAAUUAUGCCACACAAACUUAAUAAGUAAGAAACAAAAAAAUAUUCGCACAAUUGGUACCAGCGGAGGGUUAAAAUUAAAAACCUCUAUAAUAUUUGAACAUAAAGAAAAUGUGUAGAGCGCGAGAGCUCUUAUAGGCAAUGGUGGAAGAUAACACCAAUGCAGAUACUUGCAUUCAAGAUUAUCUUCAGGAUGUCGAUGCCAUCGUAGUCGGCCACACUCGGCUACAGCUGCCAGUGAAAGCAAAGGGAGAGGAAGAGUGGAGGACCCCUGUGAUGCUUACAGGCAAGAGCCACAACCUGGAACAGAAAACGAUACAAGACGCACACAGACCCAAAGAGAAAGUCUUUGAACUAGUAGUCUGAGAUCAGCUACAGACUGAUUGUGUCAUGUAUUACAGCCCUAUAGAAGUAUCUGAAUUUGGUAUCUCUAGCCGUUUAUCAAGGUUUUUCCCUUUAAUUUGUCACUCGUCUUUGUAUAUAUAGAUGCUGUAUAUAGUGUUUCUGCUCAUGCAAUUUAAAAACUAAUGAAGUGAAGGUCUCCGAAAAUUACAAGAAAUACAUCAAUUAUUGAAAGAAACUCAAGAAUAAGGAAUGAACGUUCACAUAGGAUGUUUCCAAGAAUAACUCCCUUUUUACUAUAUUAUAAAGUAUAUAUAUAAAUGUAAUAUUUGAAAAAAGAGAACUAUCCUUGUAGCCUGGAUGAAGAGUUCAUUGAAUGGUAUUAUCGUUAUCUCUGGUAGAACCCUGGUCGUAUAGUUUCCAAGUGCUGUUAGAGUUUGAAUAGGUGUCCCACAGGGGUCUGUUCUUGGUCCUCUUUGUUUUGAGAAAUGAGCUUCUCAAAGCUUGCUUGUUUCUGUAAGAGAAGUGCUAUUUACUAACUGAAGAGAUGAUGAGUAUAAUUGCUAUAUAUUAGCAAGUAUAAUAAGUAAAGUAGUAUAUGAAAUCAUUUAUUUCAAUUAGUGCACAUUAAAAUGGAAAAGUAUAGUAUCCAUGACGUGUGCACUGCAAUGUUUCAAUGCAUCAUGUGCACAUUUUCGUGCAAUAGGACACCUGUCAGUCAUGAUGCAAGACGAUGACUCAUUAAUACCCAAAAUCUCAGUUGAACGUAAACUAGUGAAUGUCUACUAUAUAGGAGUAUCGGUGAAUAAAAUGCUUGAUGAUUUCAAACACAGAAAUGGUCUGUUAAUUCAGAAUAUUCCGUUUCAUUCGAUAUUCUCAGAUUUUCCUUCCAUAAAGUAAAUUUUCCAUUAAAUUGUUUAAUUAUUUGUAUUAUUUGUGAGGCUAUUGAAUGCAAAUGUGAGACUUGAGGCCCUUUUCACAGCAGCCAUGUGCCAGCAGGGUGAACAGGUGUAACUGAUUGUGUCACCGUCAUUCCAGUGAGCCAGCACAACACCAGGGCUCCGGCCUCCCUGAAUGCAACACCUGUGUUUACCCUUUAAUGAAAUGUCAAAAUAGCUGCUGUGAAAAGGGCCAAUUGAAUGAAACUGAAGAAUAUGAAUUUGAAGAAUGAGAAGUUUGAAUGAUAGCAAGAUUUUCCCAUCACAUGUUUGGAAGUUUGUAUUUAAAAUGUUAUCUUAUUAUGUGUCUGAAUAUUAAACAAAGAUCAUUUAUUGUAAUUUAAU